Messenger RNA from Cannabis sativa, 2786 nucleotides. RefSeq lists its product as uncharacterized. Gene Ontology annotation, molecular function: zinc ion binding. The record is from RefSeq and is a predicted model, not a curated record. The transcript is spliced from 2 exons. Bases 612 to 2786 code for a protein of 724 amino acids. Lineage: Eukaryota; Viridiplantae; Streptophyta; Magnoliopsida; Rosales; Cannabaceae.
UCCUCAAACUAUGUAAGUUUUGGCAAAUUGAUCCCCAAAUUUUUUUUCUUGGCAAAUUGGUCCCUAAACUUCUAUUCUACUAGCAUCCAUGAUCUUUUGCCGUUAACAAACUUUAUUCCCGUUAGUUUUAGCUCCUCUAUUACAUUAAAUGAUAUAUUUCAUGUUUUCCUCUCUUUUUAAUAAGGGUAUGAUAGGAAUUUUCAAAACAAUAAAUUAUGGGCAUAAUUGGUAUGCUUGAAACAUGAAUCUUAAGUGUAUAGAAGAAGAAAAGACACAUAUUAACACAAGUUAAAAACUCCAACCAGCUUGAGAAAGAAGAAAAGACAAGGUACAAGAGAGAAUAUGUCAUUGUUUAGAGGAGCAGUGUGGGUAGCUAAACAUUGAUGAACUCCAAUCAAUAACUGUAAAAUCGCUCCUUUACAACCAACGUGAGGAAGGAAAAAAUUUCUUGAAAUAUAAGGUUAUUUAUUCACUCAAUUAUGGUGGCUAUACAAGAACAAUAUGAAUUGCAGCCUAUAUACAGUGAGUCAUUUUUUUUUUAUUUUAAUUACAUUUUGUGUUUAUUAUGUAUUAUAUGUGUAAUUGUAUAUUGAGUUAAAAAUUAUAAUUAUAUGUCAGGUGAGAGUGAUGACCUAACUUUAAGUAUUUCAAAUACAAUCCCAAACAUUUCAAACUCAACUCCAAACACUUUAAACGCAAACCCAAAUAUUGAAACUAAUUAUGGAGAAUGGGAUGACAUUUUGAAUUUCAUAGGUCCAAGUCCAAGUGAAGAGAAUAAGAAAAGUGUUGACUUCCUUGUUAAUGCGAGUAUUGAUGAGGGUGGUGGUAAGGAUGUUGAUGAGGGUGAUGAUGAGAGUGGUCAAAAUUCAGAUGAAGAAAAUAGUACUGAAGAAGAAAUACGAGAUGAGGAUUAUGAACAACCAAUUGAGGAUUACUGUAUGACACUAGGACAACCUAUCACAUGGCCUGAAUUGAUUGAGGAUAGUGAUUUGCUCUUAGAUGGGGCCACUGAUGAAGUUGAUGUUGAGAGUAAUAUAAAUGAUCUUGAAGAUGAUGGCUACCCUGUAUUUAAUCCUGCAAUUGAUAUGAAGAAUCCAAUAUUUCAUUUACGUAUGGUGUUUGCGUCUAAGAAAGUUGUUAAGGAAGCAUUGAGAGAAUAUGCCAUAAAGAAUGGUAGACAGAUUAGAUUUGUGAAGAAUGACAAGAGAAGAAUUAGAGUAAUUUGCCAAGAGAGUUGCCCAUUUUUGUUCUAUGCUAGUGUAAUGGAGGACAAAAUUGGCUACCAAAUCAAAAAACUUAUUGAUGAACAUGAUUGCCAGCGGGUGUACAACAAUAAAAGAAUAGAUGCAAAGUGGUUAGCUGAAAGGUACAAAGAAAGAUUUAGAUCAGAACCUGGAACAACCUGCAAUGGCUUCAUUGACCAAGUAAAGGAUGACUUUGAAAGUGAGGUCUCCCGAUGGAAAUUCUACAGAACAAGGGCUACAGCAAUGAAAAUGAUUGAAGGAGAUAUCAAAGAUCAAUAUGCUUUGUUAUGGGAUUAUUGUGAAGAAUUGAAGAGAAGUAAUCCAGGCAGUACUAUUGUGCUUCAUAGUAGGGGAGUCAACGAAUUUUGGAGGUUGUAUUGUUGUUUUUCAGCAUGCAAAAAUGGGUUUAAUGCUGGUUGUAGGCCUCUAAUCGGGUUAGAUGGGUGUUUUUUGAAAGGGUAUUAUGAAGGAAUCCUACUUUCCGCUGUUGGUAUAGAUGCUAAUAAUUGCAUGUUUCCCAUAGCAUAUGCUGUGGUAGAUUCUGAGAAUAAAGAAAACUGGGAAUGGUUUGUAGAGAUUUUGAAAGAAGACCUUCAAAUGAACAAUAGCUUAUCUUUCACAUUCAUCAGUGAUAGACAAAAGGGCCUUUUGGAAGCUGUUAAGAAGCAUGCGGAAGACGCUGAACAUCGUUUCUGUGUAAGGCACAUGUACAAUAACUUCAAGACUAAACAUCCUAGCUUGACACUUAAAGAAAUGGUUUGGGCUGCAGCAAGAACAACAACUAUACCAAGAUUUCAACAACACAUGGCCACAUUGGGUGGCACUGAUGCUACUGCCUUAGCAUGGUUUAGUGAUAAGCCAACAUCUGCAUGGAGUAGAUCACACUUUCGAACUCGUCCCAAGUGUGAUAUUCUACUUAACAACUUGUGUGAGGCGUUCAAUAAGUCUAUACUUCCAGCUAGAGAUAGUCCUAUAAUAGUUAUGCUUGAGAGGAUCAAGAACUAUAUGAUGGAGCGAAUGGUAGAUAAAAGAAAGUCAAUGGAGAAGUGGAAGUAUCCAAUUUCACCCAAAGCCAUGGAAAUCAUAGCUAAGAAUCAAGAAUGGGCUCGAUUUUGUAGAAUUAAAUGGUCAGGUGAACUACAUUUUCAAGUUGGAGUUACUCAUACAAAUGAGCAGUAUGUGGUUGAUUUGAAUGCUAAAACAUGUGCAUGUAGAAAAUGGGAAUUAACUGGGAUUCCUUGUGUACAUGCUUUGGCUUGCAUACUCAAGGUAAAUUUAAAUCCAAUUUCUUUUGUUGAUGCUUACUACUCCAAGCAAGCGUAUGAGAAGACCUAUGCUGAAAUAAUCAAAGGUACAAAUGGCCCAGAAUCAUGGCCAAAUCCAAGAACACAUCCUUUGCAACCUCCUCUAGUAAAGAAAAGACCUGGACGUCCCAAGAAAGCUAGAAACCGUGAAGCUGGUGAGGUUCCUGCUAGUAAUAAAGUGAGAAAGUUUGGCACUAUAAUACUGCUUUGCAAAAAAAUGUGGAAAGCCUGGUCAUAA